AUGUCCCACGAAGCAGCUCUCACAUCCUCCACCGCGCAAGCAAUUGCACCCGACCUCUUCCCACCCCGCACAUCUCCCACCCCAUCCCAAAUCGAAGCGGGAAUUACCGCGUGUCUCGAAGUUCAGCGCCGUGCCGUCACGCAAGGAAAACGGCCUUUUGCGGCCGUUCUAUUGGGGCCUGAUAACGAAACUGUGCUUCUCACUCAUCAAAGCAUCGAUCAAGUAAAUCAUGCCGAGAGCUCAUUGGCGCGAUUAGCUUAUGCGCAUUACACGAAGGAAUAUUUGUGGAGGUGUACAUUGGUUAGUACGUGGGAGCCGUGUGCUAUGUGUUCUGCGACGAUUUACUGGGCACAUAUUGGGAGAAUCGUAUACGCGGCAACGAAUGAGCAAUUGGCGGGUCUUACCGGGCCUGGAAAUAGAGAGAAUUUUACACUGAAGUGGCAUGCGAGGGAUAUUUUGGAGGGCCAACAGAAGGAUAUUGAGAUUAUUGGGCCGGUGGUGGGUAUGGAUAAAGUGGUUGUGGAGGAGAGCGAUAGCUUUGAGCUAUGUGAAGGAUACACCAUACAAGCUUCAAAACAGGUCAGAUCCAGUUAG
This is a messenger RNA of Sclerotinia borealis F-4128, 594 nucleotides long. NCBI's taxonomy places the organism in Eukaryota, Fungi, Ascomycota, Leotiomycetes, Helotiales, Sclerotiniaceae. The record is from the annotation of a GenBank genome assembly.